UAAAGAAGAUGAAGAAGAUGCCACUUGAACUAGACGACAAUUUUUGUUAUGUCUCCACAAGGAAAUGUCUGUCAGAGGGAUUACUUUCUUUUUUCGAAUUUGUACAACUUUGAAGUUACAUCGUUAUUCCCGGAAGGUCAUAUUUUAAAUACACUAGCUUUAAUACCAUCGGAUAUAUGUGUGUAAUUGAGUUUAGUAGAAGUCAAUUUGGCAAAUGGGAAACGGAUUAUUCAGAGAAUCUUGCCUUUCGUGGAUUUGCUGCUCUAUGUAAUUAUUCGCUGCUGUACUGUUAGCUACCAGCAAGUGAUAACGCCUGAUAGUUAGCUACAUCGUUUAAGAAAUUUGGGACCGUUGUGAUAGUGACUUGAGGGAGGCUUUUACAACAAGACAACUUCUUUAUUGGACGGAAUACGACGGAAGUGCAAGGAUAUAACUAAGGUUAUGUUGAAGUUGUUUCUAGCGGAAAUGUUUGUUUUUUUACCAUCAGCUAGCAUCGAGUAAAUUAGCUAGUUAGUUGACAGGGGAUAUCCUCGGACAUUGGGUAUGGUGUUGUAACUUCGUAACGUUAACAAGGAAAUAACUUGCUAACGUUACCUACUUUAGAUUUGUUUAACCAUAUAAUUUAACAUAGCAAGUUAACGAUGCGGGAUUCAGUGAAUUUCAGUGUUCUCCAUAGAAUCUGCAAGUUGGUCGUCCUUCUAUGUUUUUUCCAUAUUUCGGUCACUUUCAUUUUUUACGUGAGGACAUUAGAUUUUCGUUUUGCAUUUGCGAAGCACGACCAAACUGCAUCAAAGGACACAGUACCGGACGCGUUUGAAACUAACCACUUUUCUGUAGACAACGUGACUACAAUCACCAAAGAGUUUGGAAAAUGUCCUGACACAUCGCCACUGCUUGUUGGCCCACUGCGAAUUGAGUUCUCCAACCCAGUCAGCCUGGACGUGGUAAGGAAGGAAAACCCCAAUCUUAAGAAUGGGGGGCGCUUCAAGCCCAAAGACUGCGUGGCCCUCCAGAAGGUGGCCAUCAUCAUCCCUUUCCGCAACCGCGACGAGCACCUCAAGUUCUGGCUCUACUACCUCCACCCCAUACUUCAGCGCCAGCAGUUGGACUAUGGCAUCUAUGUCAUCAACCAGGACGGCGAUGAAGUCUUUAACCGUGCCAAGCUCCUCAACGUUGGCUACUCGGAGGCCCUGAAGGAGUACGACUACGGCUGCUUUGUGUUCAGUGACGUGGACCUCAUCCCCAUGGAUGACCGCAACACCUACAGGUGCUUCAGCCAGCCCAGGCACCUGUCUGUUUCCAUGGACAAGUUUGGCUUCAGAUUGCCGUACAACCAGUACUUCGGAGGCGUGUCUUCAAUGAGCAAGGAGCAAUUCCUCAAGAUCAACGGCUUCCCCAACAACUACUGGGGCUGGGGAGGAGAGGACGAUGACAUUUUCAACAGGCUGAACUCCAAGGGGAUGACCAUCUCACGGCCCAGCGGAGCCGUGGGGAAAUGCAGGAUGAUCCGCCACAACCGGGAUGGUGGGAACGAAGACAACCCACAGAGGUUCGACCGCAUCGCCCACACCAAGGAGACCAUGAACAAAGAUGGCAUAAAAACCCUGUCGUACAAAGUGGUCAAAGUGGAGAAGGAUCAAUUAUACACCAAAAUCACUGUGGACGUGGGGAAAAAAAUGACUCCGCAAACCAAUUAAAACCUGAACAGCCUUGACAACCAAUUUGCCACUGUGGUGGAUGCUGUAACCAAAUGUGCCUUGACACUAUAAAUAAUAUUAUGCCUUGGACUCUUUUGACCAUAGAGAAUGACUGCUCUAAUCAGCAAACAAACAUGUUCCCCAAUAUUCCCUUUAUUUUCGGUCUUUGCACAUCCGAUGGUGAAUUGAACUGGGAUUCCAGCGUUUCCAUCAUAGGAUCCUUAAUGGAAUGAGAGUUGACAUCCGGGGUGGUUUCAGGCCCCCACUCUCUCUGUCUAGAGACAGCUGCUGAGACCAAGUCGUUUGUGAGCUAUUUUGUCUUGAGGGGGAGGUUGUGAAAUGUCUAAUUGAUUGUCCUAUGCAUCAGGGACUCACAAAUAAUGUGUUUUGUCACUUCUGGGGAAUUUCUUGCUAAGCCUUUUUAAUACCUCUGCUGAGCAGGGUUUCAACCAAUCGAAUGCCAAGAGGUCGGGCCAAAGAUGGAACUCUGCAAUUCGGAGGUCAAUAACAAACGAAAUCACUUUGGUUUUCUUAACAAAACCAAUCUUAAAGGAUUUUUGUACUGAUGUUCCAUCAAGAUUUUGAACGUACCCCAAAGGGCCUAGAAUUCCAAAAACAAAUAGUUGAAACAGCCAAAUCCCAUGAUAUUUACGUUAGGCAUUCUAAUUCUCACUGCUAAGGGUCCUUAAAGGAAAAUAUUUGGGUAUUUGUUUUUCGUUAGUCUAUUGUUGAUAUAGUCCUAAAAUGUUUUGCAUGUCAGCAAUCAAGUUUUCAAGAUGCAUAACUUUUGAAAUACAGCCAGUAUGAUGCAUUUUGCAUCAUAUCGUUUUUUAUGUGUUUUUUUGUUGGGUAUUUUGAACUAUGUGAAAAGUGUCUCUGCUGAAGCUCCCUUCCCUGUGAAGACCACCAUUCAAGGUAGCCUGUAAGGAGGCCUCUCCUUAGUUGGAAAAGAGGCACCUGAAUGUAUUGCCUGGUGGUGUCGUGAUUGUGUACCCUGAGGUAAAAUGAUACUGCGCUGUUGUCUAUCAUGAGUGUCUGGUGUUGUGAUUUUUUUUUUUUAAGUCGAGAUG
Molecule: messenger RNA, 2767 nt
Organism: Oncorhynchus keta (chum salmon)
Lineage: Eukaryota; Metazoa; Chordata; Actinopteri; Salmoniformes; Salmonidae
Product: beta-1,4-galactosyltransferase 1-like
Exons: 6
Coding region: 642-1697 (351 amino acids)
Biological process (GO): carbohydrate metabolic process; protein N-linked glycosylation
Molecular function (GO): beta-N-acetylglucosaminylglycopeptide beta-1,4-galactosyltransferase activity; cytoskeletal protein binding
Source: RefSeq, a predicted model, not a curated record